ACCGGAAGUGUUCCUUUUGCUGCUGUUGACGGAACACGGCGUGAGAGAGCGGAGGCUAGAGACCACACAGACGGGAAGGUUGAACAUCCGAUUCUUCGCAGUCAAACAGGUAGGCUUUGACCUGAUAAUUUCAAUGUGCAUCUCUGAGGAGGAGGAGGCAAAAGACUACAGCUACAUUCCAGAAUUUCAGAGGGUCAUACUUGAAAAUGGGUGUCUUCAGCGCAUAGGAUGGCACAACUAUGAUCCAGAAGGCCAGAUGAUCCACAUCGUCUGGCCUGCUGUCCGGUGUACCAGCCUCAACCACCCAGGAACUAUUGUAGACACAGAAGGAGGAGACACCGACUGACCGUUCCCUUCACGGAAAGCAAGAUCGCCGCUGAGCCCCUCUCCCUACCGACGUUGACUGCUGUUUUCAUUUGCUGCCUCGAAAGGAACAGUUUCGCCAUUGGACCCGGCUUUGUCAGCAUCCGAGCCUGAAAGAAAGUCUGCCAGACAAAUCCAAACAAACGGACGCAUCAGUUGCUAGCCAAGAGCAAUUUCAAUCAAGAUAUGUCUGUCAGGAUGGAAAUGGAUAUCAGUGGAGUGUCCAUGGCACACGUUUCCAUUCUUCCUGCAGCUGAGAUCAAAGCUACGUUGAAACCAGAAGCAGAGAGGCCUCGCUGUGCCAGCACACCAUGUUCACCCAUCAGAGGUACUGUUGCAGGAUACCAGAUCCUCCACAUGGACUCAAACUAUCUGGUGGGCUUCACCACUGGUGAGGAGCUGCUCAAGCUGGCCCACAAGUGGUCAGAAGGCACUCCAGAGAAGGGUUCUGUAUCAGAGGCCGUGUCCAGCUCCAUCCAGAGUGCUGUCCCGAAGUCUGCAGACUUGGGCAUCCACCGGUCUUCACGAAUCUUCAAAGGCAAAAGUCGCUACUACCAACCCUACGACAUUCCUGCUGCUAACGGGCGGAGACGAAGGCGUAUACCCAGCUCGAGUGACACCUUCCUCCAGUCCCUGGCCCACGGGGAGCCUGGGAGGGGUCUGCAUGCUCCACUACCCCUCUGUCUGCGUAAAAGGAAGACAGUCCAGUCCAAGUCUUUGGACUACCUUAACCUGGACAAAAUAAGUAUCAAAGAGUCAUCAGACACUGAGGUGUUACAGUACCAACUGCAGCACCUCACCCUGCGAGGGGAGCGCAUGUUCACCAGAAACAAGACAUGAAAGCACAGUGGAAGGCCUUUUUAGGCGUCUUUCACCCUCUUGGGGAUAUAGGUGCUAUUUCCAGCUUGGUUUCUUUAUACUCAGAUUACAAGCAGUUCUUUAAGACAGACUGAUAAUCUUCUUAUAUUAUGAACUGGGGGUUUUACCUUAUUCUUUACACAUAAUGUUGUGAAAACCUUAAAUUACUCCUCACAUUGUAAUGAGGUUGUUGGGGUUAAAAAAAUGUGACUUAUAUAAAUUUAGCAAUAACUGGUGAACCUAUUUAUUGACAGUGUUGUGUGUAUUUACUGGUCAGAGGUGCACUGAUAUAUCAGUUUACAGCUGAUAAAAGCACAUAUCACAUACUGUAUCAUCUUUAAAAUGCGCCACUGCUAUCAGCCUAAUAACAGUUUUACUACUUAUCUGUGAGGAGUUGUGUUAGUGGAAGUUUUGUCAGAUUUAAUUCAGAUUAUGGCACUGCAUACAACUGUGUCAACUGUCAAAUUAGCAAGAUAAUACUUUUAUUGCUGCUUUAUUGCUGUCAGUCAAUAACAAUGUGUUUUUAAACCUCUUAUGGCAUGUGUAAAAAAAAAAAAAAUACUAAAUAUGUUUAUUAAAGGAUAGGUAAAGAUAUUUUUAUUAAAGUCCAUCUUUAUACAAUAUUCACAUGCCAUAUGUACAGUCAUUGGUUGUUGUAAUCAUUCCCUCUGUCCAUACUGGUGCUAAAGUGACCCCAUCCUUUUUAAAAUAUAUUAAAGUAUCUUUUCCUGGCAUUUGUGCCUUUUCUCAAUAGCUAGCAUUAGAGUGGUGUCAGAGAGAGAGAGAGGAGGAAUGACAUGCAACAAACAUCCCCCAGCCAGACUCUUUUUGAUUACAUUGUCAGCUCCUUAGACCACUAUUCACCAGGAUGCCCCAAAAUGAUCCCUUCCUUAUGUGACUACACUGUAAAUGAUGGGGGAAAGAAUCCAUUUUCCAAUUUGUCUAACUCAGACUGCUGAGACCUCAUUUUUUCUUAUGCUGAACUUCAGAAUGUAUUUUUACACAGAACAAAGACUGUUGAUUUUGCCGCACAAGGAGAAUCACUUCACAGCCUGUAUGGACAGGAUGAAUAAUAAUUGAUAACUCUUUGUACAUAUGGCAUAUGUGUAUUAUAUUAAAAUAAGACUCCUUACUAUCAAACAGUCACCCCCAUAAGUUUGAAAUGCGGCUGUUGUAGCUUGAUCAGAGUACAGCAACUUUAGUCAGCUUGAAUUCAUGCUGGUAACAGUAGGGACCAGUUUAUAUGUUGGGCGAUAAUAAAACAUCUGUGGAAACUUCUAAAACCACUCCUGCAAUGUCAUACACUAAAGAUGGGGAGUGAGAGAGUUCCCAUGCAAGAGUUAAUGCAGACAGAUAGAUAUGGAUGAGUGGAGUAUCACUUCGGUCUUUUUUGCAUCUUUUUAUUGGUUAUUGUUGGCAAAUAUGGUUGGGAAUAUGUUGGCUUUAGAAAACCAUAUUGGUACAUCUUGGUUUUGUACAUUGAUUAUGGGUGCACAACAGUAUGUAGAGGUGUGUCUUUUUAAUAUGUGUAUUACUGCAGAAAAGUUGUUUUCUGCACCUGAAAAAUAGUUUUCUGUUGGACAUCUACUACAGACUGUCUGUGGAAACAUCAGUGCACCUUGAUAUUGUCGCCACCAUGGCACCAAUUAGGCGUUCACAGUAAACACUGCAAUAUUGUACAUUAGCAAAGCCAUGUGAACUCUUAAAGUUCUGUGGAAAUAUCUGUACACCCCUUGAGUUUUUGCACAAUUUGUUGUGCUGCUUUGAAAGGAAAUUGUGAUUUGUCUCAGAACUUCUGUGUUUUCUGUUACACUAACGCAAUAGAAAAUGUAAUUUAUUUUAUGAACGUGUAACAUUUGAAGCCUCUGUGUUUUUGUAAUCAUGGCACCUUUCAAAUUGUCAAAUUUCAAAUUCCUUUCUCUUGUAGAGAAAUGAAACAAGUUAAAUUGGUUCAGGGUGUUACUUUGAGCCCAAUUCAUCUCAUCCAUAGGGCAAGAGUCAGCAUGCAUGUCUGCCACAGUGUCUUUUUUUGAUACUGUACUUGAGUCAGUUCAUUUUUGGAUAGGAUUAUAGUCAUUCCAUUUUUAAUUUAGACUAUACAUAUUUUUUGAAAAUGCGGGAGUUGGUCUAAAACACAGCACACUUUCUUCACUCCAUCCACCUGUUUUUAUGCCCAUUUUCAAUUUGCACAAAAAACCUAAGUGGAAAUGCUGGAAAUUCAAAAAAAAGUUGAAAUAUCACAAAAAAUUUUAUGCUUGGCUGAGAUGGAAAGGUUGGUGUAUCGAUAAAAGCAAAAUGCGACAAAGUACAAUGGAAACCGACUUAGCAAAUGAAUCAUGACAUACAAGAAGCAUGUGAUAAACACUUAAAGCUUCGGCUCCACUAGAGAGACCAAAAAUUGCAGCAGAGGAAAACAUUAGAUCUGUGUGGAGCAAUAAGAAGACUGUAACCUUCCUUAAAUUAAUACAUGAAACAAGCAGAAACGCCAUAUUUCCAUCACAUUUUCCACAUUAUUUUUGUUCGUUUGAGGUUUGACUGCAGCUCUUUUAAUUACAUCAUCUUGUUGCCCUCUCUUCUUCUGCAAUGGUUUAAUGGCACUGACUGGAGAAGUAGCACCAACUGUUUCUGGAUGCGCCCAAAUAUUUGCAUAACAGUAGUGGAUGGAAACACUCACCUUAUUUAGUUAAUUUUUUUAGUUAAUAAAUAAAUUCAUAAAAGUAAGUACAAUUUUCUAUUUGCUUAACUGCAUCAUGGGUGCAGCUGUCUUUUAUGCUGUUGUGUUGGAAAUUGCUGUAAAGGCUUCUGUUAUUGAUGAUGUAACUAAACAUGGAUGUCAUGUUACUAAUGAUGAUGAUCAUGUUACAGAAAAAGUAAAGAACAAGAAGCAGA
Siniperca chuatsi (mandarin fish) is the source of this 4110-nucleotide messenger RNA. RefSeq names its product macrophage immunometabolism regulator (gene macir). The transcript is spliced from 4 exons. Gene Ontology annotation, biological process: negative regulation of fibroblast migration; negative regulation of cytokine production involved in inflammatory response. The record is from RefSeq and is a predicted model, not a curated record. Lineage: Eukaryota; Metazoa; Chordata; Actinopteri; Centrarchiformes; Sinipercidae. The coding region runs from base 550 to 1203 and encodes 217 amino acids.